GGAGCAGGAUGGGGGCUUCCACCCACACUUUCUUUAGGGGGGUCUCAAAAGCCCUGCAGCCUCAGUUCUGUUUAGCUCAGCCCCUGCUUUCCAGCUAAAACUGGGAGCUUCGACAGAAACAAAAAGUGAAGAUGCCAGAGCCUGUAAAGAAAACAGUUUCUGCCUUUAGCAAGAAGCCAAAGACAGCAGAGGUGACAGCAGGAAGCACAGCUGUGUUUGAAGCAGAGACAGAGAAAUCCGGUGUCAAGGUGAAGUGGCAGCGAGCUGGCACAGACAUCACUGACAGUGAGAAAUAUGUCAUCAGGGCAGAAGGAAACAAGCACUCCCUGACAAUCAAUAAUGUAGGAAAAGAAGAUGAUGUGACGUAUGCUGUCAUAGCUGGAAGUUCCAAGGUCAAAUUUGAACUCAAGGUCAAGGAACCAGAAAAGAGUGAGACAGUCAUUCCUGCUGAAGCUGCUCCAGCCCCAGCUGCCUCAGAGUCUCCUGCUCCACCAGUAGAAAGCAGCCAAAACACAGAAGUUGCACCUGCUGGGACUCAACCAGGAGAGCCUGUGGAUCCUAUUGGGCUCUUUCUGACACGACCCCAGGAUGGAGAAGUUACUGUUGGUGGAAACAUCACAUUCACUGCCACAGUAGCAGGUGAGAGCCUGCUGAAAAAACCAGCAGUGAAAUGGUUCAAAGGAAAGUGGAUGGACCUGGGAAGCAAAGUGGGACAACACCUCCAGCUACAUGACAGUUACGACAGAAAUAAAAAGGUGUACACCUUUGAAAUGGAAAUCAUAGAAGCAAACAUGACUUUUGCAGGAGGGUACAGAUGCGAGGUGUCUACCAAGGACAAGUUUGAUAGUUCUAGUUUCAACCUGACAGUCAAUGAAGCACCAGUACCUGGGGACUUGGAUAUUCGCACUGCUUUCCGACGCACGAGCCUGGCAGGAGGGGGCAGACGGGUGACUUCAGCCUUUCUCAGUACAGAGGGACAGGAAGAAGGUGGAGAGUUUGAUUUUACUUCCCUUCUGAAAAAGAGAGACAGCUUCCUGCGCUCAACAAAUCGAGGUGAAGCAAAAUCUGAAGCACAGUCUGAUGUCUGGGAAAUCCUGAGGAAAGCUCCUCCUUCUGAAUACGAGAAAAUUGCUUUCCAGUAUGGAAUCACAGAUCUACGGGGGAUGCUGAAACGCCUGAAACGAAUGAAGAGGGAAGAGAAAAAAAGUACAGCAUUCCUCAAGAAACUGGAUCCAGCUUAUCAAGUGGACAAAGGACAAAAGAUUAAACUAAUGGUUGAAGUUGCUAAUCCAGAUGCUGAUGUGAAAUGGCUGAAGAAUGGACAGGAGAUCCAAGUGAGUGGCAGCAAAUACAUUUUUGAGGCUGUUGGGAAUAAGAGAAUUCUGACCAUAAACCACUGUUCCCUGGCUGACGACGCAGCAUAUGAAUGUGUGGUAGGGGAGGAGAAGAGUUUCACUGAAUUAUUUGUAAAAGAACCUCCAGUCCUGAUCACUCACCCACUGGAGGACCAGAUGGUGAUGGUUGGAGAGAGAGUGGAAUUUGAGUGUGAAGUGUCUGAGGAAGGAGCUACUGUGAAAUGGGAAAAGGAUGGAAUUGAGCUGACAAGGGAAGAAACAUUCAAAUACAGAUUCAAGAAAGAUGGGAAAAAGCAGUACCUAAUCAUCAAUGAGUCCACCAAGGAGGACAGUGGGCACUACACUGUGAAGACCAACGGGGGGGUCUCGGUUGCUGAACUAAUUGUACAAGAGAAAAAGCUGGAAGUUUAUCAGAGCAUUGCGGACCUGACAGUGAAGGCACGAGACCAGGCAGUCUUCAAGUGUGAAGUUUCUGAUGAAAAUGUGAAAGGCAUCUGGUUGAAAAAUGGAAAGGAGGUGGUACCUGAUGAGAGGAUAAAGAUCUCCCAUAUUGGCAGAAUCCAUAAGCUAAUUAUUGAGGAUGUAACCCCAGAUGAUGAGGCUGAUUAUUCCUUCAUCCCUCAGGGAUUUGCUUAUAACCUUUCUGCCAAGCUUCAGUUUUUGGAGGUCAAGAUUGAUUUUGUACCAAGAGAAGAACCUCCCAAAAUUCACCUUGAUUGUCUGGGCCAGUCCCCUGACACUGUUGUUGUGGUGGCUGGGAACAAAUUGAGAUUGGAUGUUCCCAUAUCAGGAGAUCCAGCACCCACUGUCAUCUGGCAAAAAGUGAACAAGAAAAGCAAUCUCCUUCGAAGCAAUGAUGAUUCCGUGACUCCUUCAGAAAAUGGCAAUGAUUUAAAUACUGACAGUGAGCUUCUGUUUGAAUCUGAAGGCAGAGUUCGUGUGGAGAAGCAUGAGGACCACUGUGUUUUCAUCAUUGAAGGAGCAGAAAAGGAGGAUGAGGGAGUGUACAGAGUUAUAGUUAAGAAUCCAGUGGGAGAAGACAAGGCUGACAUCACAGUCAAAGUUAUUGAUGUUCCUGACCCUCCAGAAGCUCCUGUGAUCAGCAACAUUGGAGAAGAUUACUGUACUGUGCAGUGGCAACCCCCUAAAUAUGAUGGUGGCCAACCAGUACUUGGCUAUAUUUUGGAGAGAAAGAAGAAGAAGAGCUAUCGAUGGAUGAGGCUGAACUUUGACCUUUUAAAAGAGCUCACCUAUGAAGCCAAGCGGAUGAUUGAAGGAGUAGUUUAUGAGAUGAGGAUUUAUGCUGUGAAUUCUAUUGGCAUGUCUCGGCCAAGCCCUGCCUCACAGCCCUUCAUGCCAAUUGCUCCUCCAAGUGAACCAACUCACUUCACAGUGGAAGAUGUUUCUGACAGCACUGUUACCCUCAAGUGGAGACCCCCUGAACGGAUUGGAGCUGGGGGAUUAGAUGGUUAUAUUGUGGAAUAUUGUAAAGAUGGAUCUUCUGAAUGGAUGCCAGCUCUGCCUGGCCUGACGGAGCGUACGUCUGCCCUGAUCAAAGACCUGGUCACUGGGGACAAACUCCAUUUCCGUAUCAAGGCCAUCAACUUGGCUGGAGAGAGUGGAGCAGCAAUCAUCAAAGAGCCCAUCACUGUUCAAGAGAUCCUGCAGCGUCCCAAAAUCUGGCUGCCACGUCAGCUCAGACAGACUCUGGUGAAGAAAGUGGGUGAGACAAUCAAUAUUGUGAUCCCCUUUCAGGGUAAACCAAGACCCAAAAUCACUUGGAUGAAAAAUGGUCAAACUCUGGACUCCAAAGAUGUGGGAAUUCGGAACAGCAACACAGACACAAUCCUUUUCAUCAGAAAGGCAGAACUUCAUCACUCAGGAGAAUAUGAAAUCACUCUUCAGAUAGAAAACAUGACUGAUAAAGUUGCAAUAACAAUACAAAUCGUAGACAAGCCAGGUCCUCCUCAGAGUAUAAAGCUUGUAGAUGUCUGGGGAUUUAAUGCAGCCCUGGAGUGGACACCUCCAGAAGACGAUGGCAACGCACAGAUCUUGGGCUACACAGUCCAGAAAGCUGACAAAAAGACAAUGGAGUGGUACACUGUUUUUGACCGCUAUCGUCGCACCAACUGUGUAGUAUCAGACCUGAUCAUGGGAAAUGAGUAUUUUUUUCGAGUCUUCAGUGAAAAUGUGUGUGGACUGAGCGAAGCUGCUGCAACCACCAAAAACCCUGCCUAUAUCCAAAAAACAGGCACCACUUACAAGCCACCCAGUUACAAAGAACAUGACUUCUCUGAACCUCCUAAGUUCACUCAUCCUUUAGUAAACCGUUCUGUGAUUGCAGGCUACAACACCACACUCAGCUGUGCUGUCAGAGGAAUCCCCAAGCCAAAGAUAUUCUGGUACAAAAACAAAAUGGAUCUCUCUGGGGAUGCAAAAUACCGGAUGUUCAGUAAACAGGGGGUGUUGACCCUGGAGAUCCGGAAACCCACCCCAUUUGAUGGUGGCUGUUACACCUGUAAAGCUGUUAAUGAGUGUGGGGAAGCUGAAAUAGAGUGCAGACUGGAUGUCAGAGCAUCUCAGUAAAACUCUGAAUCUCAAUCCAUCUACAAGUCAAGCAUUGAAAUGGAACUUGAAAAGAAGAGAACCGAAGAAAUUAAUGAAGGAUAAUUUCAGUUACACUGAAGAGUCCCAUUCAUCUUAAAAUUAAUUAAAUAUAUGCAUACUAGGAGGUGGCAGUGUCUUGUAGUGUCCUACUUAGCACAUUUUCAGGCAACGUUUCCUUUUUCCAUACAUCUGUUUUUGUUACA
Messenger RNA from Calypte anna (Anna's hummingbird), 4165 nucleotides. It is a transcript of the gene MYBPC3, whose product is annotated as myosin binding protein C, cardiac. Gene Ontology annotation, molecular function: protein binding. The coding region runs from base 132 to 3941 and encodes 1269 amino acids. The record is from RefSeq and is a predicted model, not a curated record. Lineage: Eukaryota; Metazoa; Chordata; Aves; Apodiformes; Trochilidae. The transcript has 35 exons.